GAAGAUGACUACAACUACAAGAAGAUUGAGAUCCUCGACGUUCCCGAAACUGAUAUCAGAAACUAUUUCGAGGAAUGCUUUGAAUUCAUAGACGAAGGCAGACGUUAUGGCAAUUGUUUGGUUCAUUGCAACGCCGGUGUCUCCAGAAGUACAGCCAUUUGUACGGCUUAUCUGAUGAGCAAAGAAAAGAUGACUUUUACCGACGCUCUCAAUGCCAUACGAGAAGCGCGUCCUUUCUCUAAACCAAACGAUGGUUUUGUGCGACAAUUACAAGAAUAUAACGACGAAUUGAGAGGAAGUGGAGGACUCAAGGAAACCAAUGUCGACGACGCCUUCACCGCCAGACAGAGGGCUGAGAGGGAGGCUGAGAAGGCGGCGCUCAUAUCUGGUGCGGCCAAAGCUCAGUAA
Molecule: messenger RNA, 408 nt
Organism: Oppiella nova
Lineage: Eukaryota; Metazoa; Arthropoda; Arachnida; Sarcoptiformes; Oppiidae
Source: the annotation of a GenBank genome assembly